AUGUCUUCGUUUCAGAUUUUAUCUCUUAUCACAGCAGCUACUUCUGUCGUAGCACUCGCUGGGACACCAAAUGUUUACGCAGGUAGCCGACGAGGUUCAUGCUAUGAUGCUGCUGCAGCUGAAGACACCUGCUGCUACUCAUCACCUGCGAGGAUGGUUCAGACUCAAGUCUGGGAUACACGACCAGUCACUGGACCUUUAGAUUCAUGGACUGUUGGUGGACUUUGGCCAAUCCACAACGACGGCUCCCUCCCUACCCACUGCGACACCAACCGCACAUACACAAACAUCACACAAAUCCUCUACCAUGCCGGCGCUGAAGAUACUAUUGACGAAAUGAACAGACUCUGGGAGUCACCCGAUGGAGAUAACGACGAGCUCUGGCAAGAUCAGUGGGUUAAGCAUGGCACAUGCUUCAGCACCCUGAGCCCGGAGUGCUUCAGCCACUAUGAAGUCUCAGAGGAAGCAGCCCCGUACUUCCAAAAAGCCAUGUAUCUCCACAAGAGGCUGCCGACUUAUGAGUGGCUUCGUGACGACGGCAUUAUCCCUUCAUAUUCCAUGUUUUAUCGGCUCUCUGAUAUCCAAGAUACACUUGAGGAUCAUCAUGGCUCACGCGUGUCACUUCGCUGUGCUGGACAAAGGAUAAGGGAGAUUGGGUAUUACUUCAAUGUCACAGGGACUUUGCAAGAUGGUGUCUUCACUGACUCUGGUGCAUUCGGCGACUUGGGCGACUGUCCAGAGCUGGUCUUGUAUGAACCGAAGGGUGAGACCAAGAAAGCGAUUUUUAACUUUGAGACGUUUCAUCCGCAUACCGCUGCAGAUGUGGAGGACCUUUAG
Messenger RNA from Fusarium tjaetaba, 837 nucleotides. RefSeq names its product ribonuclease. Gene Ontology annotation, cellular component: extracellular region. NCBI's taxonomy places the organism in Eukaryota, Fungi, Ascomycota, Sordariomycetes, Hypocreales, Nectriaceae. The transcript is spliced from 2 exons. Gene Ontology annotation, biological process: RNA catabolic process. Bases 1 to 837 code for a protein of 278 amino acids. Gene Ontology annotation, molecular function: ribonuclease T2 activity; RNA binding. The record is from RefSeq and is a predicted model, not a curated record.